Molecule: messenger RNA, 1100 nt
Organism: Talaromyces proteolyticus
Lineage: Eukaryota; Fungi; Ascomycota; Eurotiomycetes; Eurotiales; Trichocomaceae
Product: transcription factor Pcc1-domain-containing protein
Exons: 2
Coding region: 244-600 (118 amino acids)
Cellular component (GO): EKC/KEOPS complex
Source: RefSeq, a predicted model, not a curated record
GUUGAAUAUACAACAUUGAACAUAUCGCUUGAUUUAUGCUCUUGGUAAAAAAAGCAUUGGCGUACAGGCGUAAAAUAAUCUGCUUGGAUCUAUACAUGUAGUCUGCGCCACGGCGCCAACCCCGCAGUGCACCUCACCAACAAACCAUUCGGAGUAACUUGUCCAUUCACACAACACUUAUUUAAUUUAUGCGACCGGAACUGUUGCAUCAUCUACCAGUGCAACAAACCCCACACGCCCAAAAUGUCGUCAAAUAUCGACAGUAGCACAGACUUUCCAUACUCCUUAGUGAUCUCCCUACCUCUGCCUACCCAUCGCCUCGCGUCCGCCGCUCUUCAAGCCAUCCAGGUCGAUCAAGAACUUUCAUCCUUUGUCCGUCGCAGCCAUGCGCUAGUAACUCCCUCUGGCUCCGCCGAUGAUGCCGAUGAAGAAAGCAGGACGGUGCUGGAGACCACCUACCGCGCCACGACGAAUCGAAUGCUCCGCGUCUCGGUAAAUGGAUUUAUGGAAACACUCGGUGUCGUGCUGGAGGUCAUGGAGGAGUUGGACACGGAUGUUCUCGACGAGGAAAAAUCCGAUAAAGGGCGGCUGGGAGAAUGAAAACGAUCUUAUUUUUUCACUCCCUAUCCCCACCCUCCAGGCUUCUACAAAAAGGCCGCUGGUUUAUACAUGAGCCGAAGCACAAUUACAUCAUGCGGGAUAUUCUAGUAUAUACGACAUGCUAUCAUGCCGAUGGGAAAUGGUGCAACAAAAGCAGAAUGUUUCACAACUACCAACCGAUAAGUGCCACUGCCUAUUGUGCAUACCAUGACAAAUCUUUCGAGCUGCUGGAAAGAUCUUGACUGUUGAUCCAGGUCAUAUCGGGCAUAUUAUGAUAGUCGCACUGGGCCUGCACAAUCUGCAUAAAUAAUAAUCUAACUAGGGAUUAAUUAGCAGGAUACACAAAUCAAGCUAUUCACCGAUAUCUUCCAAAUCCAUGCUAGGAAAUCGUAGGAAUGCUGAGAGUCGCGAGCCGACUUGUAGAGACCGUCGCGGCGCCUGGCAGCCAAUCAGCCCCGAGAAACUACUUUUUAAGUUCUUCACGUAUUGCCUGAUCAGGC